This is a messenger RNA of Racocetra persica, 545 nucleotides long. The record is from the annotation of a GenBank genome assembly. Lineage: Eukaryota; Fungi; Glomeromycota; Glomeromycetes; Diversisporales; Gigasporaceae.
AUGGCCAAAAGAGUAGUAUUUCUUGCCUUAGACAGACUCGGUCUCUAUGUUAAAAAUAAUAAAGAAUUACAGAAUUUUUGGAUGUUUUUUACUUUGGGAGCUAGUUCCUUCCAAGCUGAUGCUCUUGAUCCUUCAGACAGUGCUCAAAAUUGGGGUGCUAUACUUCACAGAGUUGGUAAAGACAGAUUAGUAUUUAAUAACGGUAAUGUUAACAAAAAUAUUUUUUUUAAUGAAAAUAGUCCUUACCCCAGUAUUCCCAAAAUGAUUCUUAAAGAUGAUGAGAAUACCAAAAUAGCCUUCUAUUGGUUACAAUUAAGCUAUUAUUUGCUAAAAAAUUCUAUCUACGACCAUGCUACGGUUUCUCAAGUGAAAAAAUAUAUUCUAAAUCCUAAAAAUAAGGAUACAAAAUUAUUAUUUGUUCACCUAACUGACGUAGAUAAACACAGACAUCAGCAUGAAUUUGGCUCUGUAGCUUAUUUAAACCAAGUUAAAGUUAUGGAUUCACAAAUUGGCGAAAUAUUUAAUUCUGUUAAACAAGCGGGGUG